CGUACGUCGAUGAUUCGAAUCUCGCACGAUGAAGGCGGGCAGAGCUUUUCCGACAUGCCUUCUUCUUCUUCUCCUUGUGGUCAUCUCGCUGGGCUUCGCCGUCUCGGCCGACGGACUCGUCAGGAUCGGGCUGAAGAAGAGGCCGCUGGACCAGAACGGCCGUAAGUAUGGCCUCCCCCUCCACCGAGAUGGUCUCCGCCUCGAUCCUGGCCUGGACGGACCCGCGGGGCCCGAUGCAGGCGACGUUGUCGCCCUCAAGAACUACAUGAAUGCUCAGUACUUCGGGGAGAUCGGGAUCGGCUCUCCGCCGCAGAACUUCACGGUGGUCUUCGACACCGGUAGCUCCAAUUUGUGGGUUCCGUCCUCCAAGUGCUAUUUCUCGGUGGCCUGCUAUUUCCAUCCCAAGUACAAGUCGAGCCAGUCGAGCACGUAUCAGAAGAAUGGGAAGUCUGCAAAUAUUCACUAUGGGACUGGAUCAAUAUCAGGUUUCUGUAGUCAAGAUUAUGUCACAAUUGGUGACAUUGUUAUAAAAGAUCAGGUCUUUGUUGAAGCCACUAGGGAGCCAAGUAUAACAUUUUUGGCUGCAAAAUUUGAUGGAAUUAUUGGACUUGGAUUUGAAGAAAUCUCAGUUGGCAAUGUGACACCUAUAUGGUACAACAUUGUCAAUCAAAGUCUUGUUAAAGAGCCUAUUUUCUCUUUCUGGUUCAACCGGAAUGUAAAUGAAGGGGCAGGAGGUGAAAUUGUUUUUGGAGGGGUUGACUCACAGCACUACAAGGGCGAACACAUUUAUGUACCUGUAACUCAGAAAGGUUAUUGGCAGUUUAACAUGGAAGAUGUCCUUGUUGGAAGUCAAACAACUGGAUUUUGUUCUGGAGGUUGUUCAGCAAUUGCAGAUUCUGGAACUUCAUUGAUUGCUGGGCCAACAACUGUUAUCACUGAGAUUAAUCAGAAAAUUGGAGCUUCUGGUGUGGUUAGCCAACAGUGCAAAGCUGUAGUUGCACAAUAUGGUGAAAAGAUUAUGGACAUGUUACUGGCAGAGGAAGAACCAUCAAAGAUUUGUUCUCAGAUUGGUCUUUGUUCCUAUAAUAGUACUCAAGGAGCUAGUCUGGGAAUCAAGAGUGUGGUUGACAACAAAGUUGAGAAAUUAGCUACUGGCCUCAAUGAUGGUGGCAUGUGCUCCUACUGUGAGAUGGCAGUCAUAUGGAUGCAAAGUCAGCUCAGGCUGAACCAGACACUAGAGCAGAUUUUGAGCUACCUCAAUGAGUUAUGCGAAAGAAUACCAAGUCCCAUGGGUGAAUCAGCUAUUGACUGUGAUAGUCUCUCCUUCAUGCCUGUCAUCUCUUUCAACAUUGGUGGAAAGAAUUUUGACCUGACGCCAGAGCAGUACACACUUAAAGUUGCUACUGGAGGUUCUGAACAGUGCAUCAGUGGAUUUACAGCCAUUGAUGUACCUCAGGGUCCACUUUGGAUACUUGGUGAUGUUUUCAUGGGCGUGUAUCACACGGUGUUUGACUAUGGCAAUCUCAGAGUUGGAUUUGCAGAAGCAGCUUAAGGGUAAUUAUUGUCUUAAAAUAUAUGAUGCCACUGUCUUAUAUGUGGCUAUCCAUGCAUGUAAAAAUUGAUUCCUAGCUUGCCUUGUUAUUUUUGAUGUGUUUGGGUUUGCCACUGAUCCUGCUUACUGUAAUAUCACUUCAAUUCCUGUCAUCCUGCUUAAAUCUAGGGAGAAUAUGGUAUUGUUAUGG
Molecule: messenger RNA, 1742 nt
Organism: Musa acuminata subsp. malaccensis (wild Malaysian banana)
Lineage: Eukaryota; Viridiplantae; Streptophyta; Magnoliopsida; Zingiberales; Musaceae
Source: RefSeq, a predicted model, not a curated record